GCCAGAGGACAUUAAGCAGGCCAUGGAUAGACUUUAUAAAUCGUCUACUCCCUACUCCUCGUCCUCACUCUCCUGAGUCAGCAUAAACUAUCUUAAAGGUGGAGGGAUUCUAUAUAAUACUGUUGUAUCUUCUCCCGUGGUCCCGAUGGCGUCAACGGCAUGGCCCCUGUGGCUGCAGCGGCUGCAGUCAUACUUACAGCUUGUCGCCGUUGUCGCCGCUGCUGCCCCUAUCCAGGCACCACUACCUGGCAACUUGGCCCAGCAUCAAACAAGCUAUAGAGAACCAAGGUCAUGCCUACCUAUAUAUCGUCUACCCCUUACCCUGGCAUCUAAUAUUUUCAACACGAAUCGCCUUACGGGAAGGGCUAUUCUAAGAAAAUAUCAAGAGGGCUAUGAAGGGCUACAACGCAUCUUGUAAGUACUUUAUCUUCCUGCUUUUUCCUCGACAGUGAUGAGGAUAGGGACUAAUGCCUUUC
This is a messenger RNA of Daldinia decipiens, 476 nucleotides long. RefSeq lists its product as uncharacterized. Bases 146 to 418 code for a protein of 90 amino acids. The transcript has 2 exons. The record is from RefSeq and is a predicted model, not a curated record. Lineage: Eukaryota; Fungi; Ascomycota; Sordariomycetes; Xylariales; Hypoxylaceae.